Kwoniella shivajii is the source of this 1614-nucleotide messenger RNA. RefSeq lists its product as uncharacterized. Bases 1 to 1614 code for a protein of 537 amino acids. Lineage: Eukaryota; Fungi; Basidiomycota; Tremellomycetes; Tremellales; Cryptococcaceae. The transcript has 10 exons. The record is from RefSeq and is a predicted model, not a curated record.
AUGAAAUACCUGCAGAGGAGGAGGAUUUUUCAAGGCAUCCUUCUGCUCCUCUUGUCAAGCAUAACUUAUUACCUCUACUCGUCAAUUACGGCCUCGCCUCAGCGGUUCAAAGGGGCAAUACCUUUCGAAGAUGAAUUACCACUCAUCACGCUUAUAGCUUUCUUUGAUGGCGCGAAGAUAGGACCAAGCCUACUACCUUAUUUCUUCCGAAGUAUAGGUCAACAACCUCACGCAUUGGAUCUACUUAUUGUCCAAAGGAAUGGUUGUUCGGAUAUAAAAGGAUGGACUCGUGGAAUGGAGAAUAUCAAACAUGUUUGCUUAUCAGAGAAACAAUUCUGGGGACAACAUACAGAAUACUUUUGCAAGAAAUGGGGCGGUUGUUCAAGAAUGCAGAGAAAAACUAUGUUAGCAGAUAUGACAUCUUACGGCCGGAUCCGGGACCCUCAUGCGCAUUAUCGUAUGUUGAGAGGAUGGGUUUUUGAAAGAUACGUGAAGCCAGAGACAGCGUAUUGGGGGUUUGUGGACUUUGACACUCUCGUAGGCGAUUUCUCCCAGACGUUCCCGUACGACUUGCUUGAGCAAGACUACGAUAUCAUCGCGCCCUCUGAGCCGAACGACAAUGGAGGGAAGCGAUUGAUUUUCAUGAGAGGGCAUAUGACGUUUAUCAGAAAUAGAAAAGAAACAGAAACAAAGAUACUUGGAUAUCCAGAUUUCAGUAGUUUCGAAGAAUGGGAUAAACGAGGUUUGAAACCCUAUCCCAACUCCAUCGCGGAAGGAACAUAUUCAUCAUACGUGAUCAGGGAACCAUCAAUUAAUAUAUUAUCUUUUGAUGGACUGGCUUUCUCAUCUCAACCACAUAAAUUUUCACCGGCUGGCGUUCUGUUACUUCCAGAAUCAUUCAGUCUACGAGGAGGGGAGGAGGCUCCUCAAGCGCUCUCACCUUCAUUGGUACGGGCCCUUAUGACGCGUGCUCUACGUCUUCCAACCACCCGUAGUUAUACUUCGUAUGGGAUAGAAAGGUCUAUCACGGUACAUCACCAAGAUCCCGCUGAUAGGAAAUUAUGGUUCCCAGCUGAAUUUGCCAAUUACUAUGAUGCUGAGCGAGUUCCAGAAUACGGACAUGGAAAGAUCAUCAAAUGGAAGAGAUAUCUGAUGAAAAUCGAUGGGAAAUGGAGUGAAAGGUUAGAACCAAUGAGGGAAUUCAGAGAUAUUGCUGAAGAAGCUCUACACGACGCGUAUGGACAUUUAUAUGUUCAUCAUCAAGAAGACAAAAGACAGGCACAUUUCAAAGAAUUUCCUCAAUCUCCAAUUGGCGACAUAUUUAUCAAUUAUAUGUACAACGGAAACGCCUUAUACGAUUCGGAUAGUGGUCAAAGACUAGUUUGGAGACCGAAAAGACCACAACAAUGUUGCGCUUGGGGUUGUGUUGAAUUAGACGAAGUACCGAUCCCUGAUAGAAUAGACCUAAAAGAAUGGCGUCAAGGUGAAAAAGAUCGAAAAGAAUGGUGGGCAAAGUCGAAACAGAUCAGAUUGGGAUAUAGCACGGAAACUCUACCCGCUGAUCCUGGCGUGCCUACUCCCCCAACUUUCACGCGAUUAUUGAAAGAGCAAUGA